This is a messenger RNA of Camarhynchus parvulus, 3659 nucleotides long. RefSeq names its product rubicon autophagy regulator (gene RUBCN). Bases 40 to 3186 code for a protein of 1048 amino acids. The record is from RefSeq and is a predicted model, not a curated record. Gene Ontology annotation, cellular component: early endosome; late endosome. NCBI's taxonomy places the organism in Eukaryota, Metazoa, Chordata, Aves, Passeriformes, Thraupidae. The transcript has 23 exons. Gene Ontology annotation, biological process: negative regulation of autophagosome maturation; negative regulation of endocytosis. Gene Ontology annotation, molecular function: phosphatidylinositol phosphate binding.
GGUGUCGCGGUUGCGGCGGCGGGGCCGCACGCGCCCGGGAUGGAGAUCGGGCCCCACGCGGGGCACGCCGAGAGCCGGAAAGAGCACUGGAAGCUCCUUGGCAACUUGAAGACCACAGUGGAAGGUUUGGUGUCCAUCAGCAACCCAAAUGUCUGGUCCAAGUAUGGUGGCUUGGAACGGCUCUGCAGAGACAUGCACAGCAUCCUCUACCAUGGGCUCAUCCAUGACAAGGUGUGCUGCAGACAGAAGGAUUACUGGCACUUUGUGAAGGACAUUCGCUGGCUGAGUCCGGGCUCUGCUCAUCACCUGGAGAAGUUCAUCAGCCUGCAGGAGAGCGGCCAGCGUGACCCUGAGGGCCCAGGGGACCAGGCCAUUGCCCAGCUGUGGCUGCAGCACAGCCUGCAGUGCCACUGCCUGUCAGCUCAGCUGAGGCCGCUCCUGGGGAACCGGCAGUACAUUAGGAAGUUCUACACAGAUACUGCCUUCCUGCUCAGUGACGCCCACGUCACGGCCAUGCUGCAGUGCCUGGAAGCUGUUGAGCAGAACAACCCCAGGCUUCUGGCUCAGAUCGACACCUCCAUGCUGGCCGGCACGUCACUGCCAUCCCUGUGCGCGUCAGAGCCUUCUGCUGGGACAAGGGACAUGUGUGAGCACAGUGCUGAGGGACACCAGAGCCGUCUGCCAGGAGCACUGGGCUGCCUGGAUCAUUUCACUGAGAGCCUGCUUACCAGGAAAAGUGACAAUCCAUCUCCAGUGACCAAGAGUCAGAGCCUGACUGCCCUCCCUGCAUCCCCAUGUGUCCCUGCUGCCCCCUGCACUCAGCAGCGCUGCUUUGGGUCCUUCUCCAGCCUCCAGCAUCCAGCCUCCUCUGGCCUCUCAGACAGGAGACCAGUGAGUUCCUGUGGCAGCUCCAACUCCAGCCAGCCCCAGGAGCGCUGCCCGUCCACCCGCUCCUCCUCCUUCAGCGAGGGCAGGUCCCCUCUGGAGCAGCCCAGCUCUGUCUCCCGCUUCCACGUCCCCUCAGCCAAAGACCCCUUCUCUCCAGCCAGCGAGAUGAGCUCCAGCACCACCAGCCAGAGCGAGGAUACUUGGACAGGGAGUCAGGAUGAUCCACAGAGUGAUGUCAAUGACGGGCCAGAGUACCUGGCCAUUGGGAACCUGGGCCGCCGGGGCCGGGCGUGCAGCAGCACCAGCACCAGCAGCAACAAGAGCAGCAGCAGCUCCAAACUCUUCUCCUCCAGCAGCUCCCAGAAGCUGGACUCAGUCUCAUCCCUGGGGGAGCAGGGAGCGAGUGGAGGCGGCAGCAGGGGCCUGAGCCUGUUGCGCCGGUCCAGCUUCUCGGAGGGACAGUCCUCAGCUCCACAGGGCAUCCUCAAGAAGAGCCACGUGCGCUCACACUCUGACACCAACGUGACUGCUGGGAAGUUGCACGGAGGCCUCAGGGAUAUCACCAUUAUAAUAGAAGAUCCAGUGGCAGAGUCCCAUGGUGAUCCCAGUGGAGGGAGAGGGCCGGUCUCUGCUUCCACGCAGAGCAGUGAACUGAGCACACCCAGCUCCCUCUACAUGGAGUAUGACUCUGGGCAGUACCUGAGCUCGGGGGAAGGGAUGUUCAGGAGACCUUCUGAAGGGCAGUCCCUCAUCAGCUACCUCUCUGAGCAGGACUUUGGCAGCUGUGCAGACCUGGAGAAGGAGAACGCCCACUUCAGCAUCUCAGAGUCCCUGAUCGCUGCCAUUGAACUGAUGAAAUGCAACAUGAUGAGCCGGCAGCUGGAGGAGGAGGAGGAAGACAGUGACAAGGAGAUCCAGGAGCUUAAACAAAAGAUUCGCAUUCGGCGCCAACAGAUCCGCACCAGGCACCUGUUCCCUGCCUGCCAGGAGCUGGGCUCAGACAGUCUCGUGGCAACAGACAGUGGGUCCCAGUUCAGCUCCCACGGCUCCAUGCGGCUCUCUGACUCUGGCUCUGCCGAGGAUGUGGAAGAGUAUGAGAUCCGAGAUGGUAACGAUGGAUCUAACCUGAUUCAAAUGUCCAAGAACGGCCUCUCAGUGUCAAUGGCUUCCUUGUUCUCAGAUGCAGACAUCAAGAGGAACCCAGACUCCAGCAGGAAAUCCUUUCUCUCCUCGGACUCCAUAUCCCACCCCUUUCUCAAUUCAAACUCGGCAGAGGCGGUGGCCAUGGGCUUGCUGAAGCAGUUUGAGGGCAUGCAGCUCCCAGCUGCCUCUGAAUUGGAGUGGCUGGUCCCUGAGCAUGAUGCCCCACAGAAGCUGCUGCCCAUCCCUGACUCUCUGCCUAUCUCUCCUGACGAUGGAGAGCACGCCGACAUCUACAAGCUGAGGAUUCGGGUGCGCGGAAACCUGGAGUGGGCCCCGCCGCGGCCGCAGAUCAUCUUCAAUGUUCACCUGGCCCCAGCGAGGAAGGUGGCUGUGGCCAAGCAGAAUUACCGGUGUGCAGGCUGUGGCAUCCGGACUGAUCCUGAUUACAUCAAGCGGCUGCGGUACUGCGAGUACCUGGGCAAGUACUUCUGCCAGUGCUGCCACGAGAACGCCCAGACUGUCAUCCCCAGCCGCAUCCUGCGCAAGUGGGACUUCAGCAAGUACUACGUGAGCAACUUCUCCAAAGACCUGCUGAGCAAGAUCUGGAGUGACCCACUCUUCAACGUGCAAGCUAUCAAUCCUGCCCUGUACCAGAAAGUGAAGGCUCUCAACCAAGUGAGGCUGCUGCGAAUCCAGCUUUUCCACAUGAAGAACAUGUUCAAGACGUGCCGGCUGGCUAAAGAUCUCCUGGAUUCCUUUGACACAGUGCCUGGCCACUUGACAGAGGAUUUGCACCUCUACUCGCUGAGUGACUUCAGUGCCAUCAAGAAAGGGGACCUGAUGCCUCGCCUGACAGAGCUCCUGAAGGCAGGCAGCCUGCACAUUGACAAGUGCAUGCUGUGCCAAGCCAAAGGGUUCAUCUGUGAGUUCUGCCAGAAUGAGGACGACAUCAUCUUCCCCUUUGAGCUCAACAAGUGCAAGAUGUGUGAAGAGUGCAAGGCCUGCUACCACAAAUCCUGCUUCAAGUGCAGCCGCUGUCCCCGGUGCGAGCGCCUCCAGGCCCGGAGGGAGCUGCUGGACAGGCCGGGCACGGAGCCCGACAGCUCGGACUGCGAGGGGGAGCUGCAGCAGCCGGAGCCAGUGCCAGCCACGUGAGCAUGCUGCAGCCAAGGAGCAGAUCAUGGGUUUGUUUAUGUGCAUGGCCUUCAUCACCAGAGACUGAGCCACACGGACUGGGGAUGAGGACUGCUGGGAGGCCUGGAGCACUGUCUUGAAGGGAUUUCUUUUCCCGGUACUGCUGGGCUGGGAAAGGAGCAUAUUCCACCAUGUGGGUCUGCUCCAGGUACCACUCUCACUCCCUGAUGCCUUUGCUUGGGCAAAGGCAGCUGCUUGGAGGCAGCUGCUCCUGCCUGUCCUGCAGGCAGAACAGGGACCUUUUCCGAGCAGUUGUUCAUGCUGGACCCAGCAGGGCUGUGCUGUCCAUCCCUGUGCCCUGCUCUGAGCUCAGCAGGGUUCCCUGAAGGGUCAGCACUUGCUGCUCAUCAGCUGUACACUAGGAAGCUCUGGUCACAUCUGCUCCUUGGAGGAGGGAAUCAGGUCUCAGUCCUGUGAUCCUCCAUUCUGCUGCU